CUCCAGUUUGAACUCCAGCUCAUCUUCUCUUGAUAGCCAUCGUAUUGUGACCUACUGCAAUACCUCUGCCUCUGUACAGCCACAAAGCCAGCAGACUGCCUGCUGAUGCUGAUAUUUCCUCUGGGACAGCAGGCGCCAACGAUGCUUUGAAACCCAGUCCUGCUCUGACACAACGGAAACUCUAAAAAAGGACAGUUGCUGCUGUGAGUUUACCUGGUCUCACAUAACAGUCACACAGAAGCAGGGGAGGACGGCGGUUACAAAGGCAACCUGGAAGAUGUAAACUCAUGGGUCAUCAGACAGCCCUGCACCGGGCAGCUGUUGUGGGAAACCGUGAUGCCAUCUCUGCCCUCAUCCAUGGAGGCUGUGCACUUGAUUUACAAGACAAGGAAGGAAACACUGCUUUGCAUGAGGUAUCAUGGCAUGGAUUCAGUUCAUGUGUAAAGCUACUGGUCAAAGCUGGGGCCAAUGUCCAAGUGAAGAACAAAGCAGGAAAUACACCUCUACAUCUAGUGUGUCAGAAUGGACAUUCCCAGACCGCUCGAGUGCUACUACUAGGUGGAGCGAUGCCUGACAGCAAAAACAAUGCAUGUGACACAUGUUUACACAUUGCUGCACGCUACAAUCACUUGGCCAUGAUUAAGAUCCUCUUGGGUUCUUUCUGCUCUGUGGCUGAGAAAAACCAGAUAGGAGACACUGCGCUCCAUGUCGCUGCUGCCCUAAAUCACAAGAAAACUGUCAAUCUGUUACUGGAAGCAGGAGCUGACGCAAACAUCAAAAACAAUACAGGCCACACUGCUCUUGAUAAAGCCCGGGACAAUAACAACCGAGAUUUGGCUACUCUGUUAGCAAAAUCCAAUCAGGUGCAGAGGUUUGCUCGAGGAAAAACUGUGAGAAAACGAAGAGAUGUCUUGUGGGCCCAGAGGAGAACUCAGUCCCUCCCCAGAGUUCAUUCCUCCAGAGAGAAGGACUGUACUGAAGUGGCAGAAGACACAAACAACAGUGAUCAAGUAUAUCAACCUGAACGAAAAACAGCAACUCUGAGCCCCGGCACGAGGAGAAAGAUCAGGAGCCCAAGAAGACAGUUGGAACACGUGUUCCGGAGAGAGUAUCAGCUACAUGAGAGAGGAUCUCCAUCCCAGAGAGUAAAACACAGCAGCCCCAGCUCUCAGGAGGAAGAGCAAGCUCCUGGAAAAGCCUAUCAACUUUAUACACUAUACAGGGAUAAAGAUGGACAGAUAAAGCAGGCUCCUGCGAAUGACUGUCAUUGUAAGCCCCUCAUUAAAACUCUGGAGAAUAAGCUGAAAGCCACAAAGAUGGAGAUGAGGUCAGAAAUUCACACUGUCCAAGAGGAGAUCAACUGCAGGCUGGGCAGAAUAGAGCAAAAAAACAAGCACCAGAUUAAAGUUCUUGAGAAACUCACACAGGAGCGUGUGUCGGCUGAGAGGAUGGAGUGUCAUUAUCAAAUCAAUCAGAGAGCCACCCUGGAACGCAUGGAGGGCGAGAGAAAACAGCAGGUAGCUGCUACCAAUGCUGUGAAAAGCUGGUGCAUGUCUAAGAUUCAGGAUCUCGAAGUGCGAAUGCCUGCAGAGUCACAAUACUACAAACUUCUGCGCUCUCCAUCAGCGGAUCAGUCUCUGGUGGAUUCAGACCCCGAGGGUCUCCCGCUGCUGUCGCUCAUCUCUGAGGAGAGCUCCAGCUCGCUGGCCACCUACGUCAAUGUUUUACCCAGCCCAGGAGCAGGUCCUAAUAAUGACGGGAAAAGUCUUGAAUUUGGGGACGCACGUGGGAGGAGAUACUUUGAGAUGAAGCUGAACGGUUCUUCAGAUGAAUAUCAUAACCUGACAGCUCCUUCAACGGUCAAACACAAACCUCUAUCACGGAAGCUGGCGACUGCUGACCCCAAGUGGCACCGAGCAGAAGUGCAGGAGGUUGGUGUCUCAAAGUCCAGGUCAGACAAAGAGGAUGAACUCUGCAACAGCAGUGCCAGCAGCAGCCUGUCCACAUCCAGCAAGCGUUUCAACGACAGCAAAACAGAACCAGCACCCGGCCCGGCCUGGAAACACAGCAGGCACCUGAAGGACAGGAUUAAAGCACAUCACGCUCAAACCCAGCAGAGCAACACCAUGAAGACCCUGGAGGUGUUUUCCCAGCGGCCCGUGGAGGCCACCUUCACCCAAGAGCGGGCAAACUUGCACGCCAUGGAGGUGACACAGCAUUUCUUUGAGACGGUCUCCACACAACUGGAACGCUGGUACGAGAGGAAGAUCCAGGAAGCGCAGAAGGUGGCAGAACAGAAAGCUCUGCAGGACAGAGCCAGUCUACUGGAGAGGAUCAACAUGCUGGAGGAAGAGCUACAGAAGCUUCGCACUGACACUAAUACAAACUCUUGACACAUACGGUACUAACUCCAGAUACCUUGAUUCCACCUAAUAUUAAAGUCAUGGCAAUAUAAAUGAGACUGGAGCUUUGUAAACACUGAGUAAACUUAAAGUCAUUUUAUUGUACUAAAACACAGGGAUGUAAAACCUGUGAAAAAUGUAAAAUUUAUAAUACUCCGAAUCAAAGUUUCAUUUUGACAACGGCAGCAAUUAUUAUACACUGUAAAAAAAAAAGUUAAAAUUUUAAGGCAACCAGCUUCAGCAGAUUUUUUUGAAUUUUCUCAACUUGUCGUUUUAAGUUUAUACAACAAAAAUGUGAGAAUCUCCCAC
Molecule: messenger RNA, 2711 nt
Organism: Onychostoma macrolepis
Lineage: Eukaryota; Metazoa; Chordata; Actinopteri; Cypriniformes; Cyprinidae
Gene: ankrd6a
Product: ankyrin repeat domain 6a
Exons: 16
Coding region: 288-2393 (701 amino acids)
Molecular function (GO): protein binding
Source: RefSeq, a predicted model, not a curated record